GCGCGAGCGCCGUCUCAGUGACAGCAGUUUGACAGCCAAACUUUCCGCUGACAUUUUAAUGUGUGAGGCUUUUUAAAUGGAGCAGGGAGAGCCUGGACCUCGGAAGAAGAGUUGGAGGAGACGCUACAUUGUGUUAGGUGUCCUCGGCGCCCUGGUUCUCAUUGUUGUCAUCGCCGUUGUGGUGGCACUGGUACUCCGUAACGAUACACUGCAAUUUAAAGGAAUAUUUAUCGACAGGUGUAAGAAGUUCAAUGGAUACGACUGUAAGAAGGUGUGGGAAGCAUUCGAACAAGCCUAUGUCGGGCGGGACCCUUGUGACGUUCCCAUGGAAGCCUAUGAUCCUUUCGUUGCCGCGACGCCCUUCGAACCUGCAUGCAACAGAAUGAUGUUCUGGAGCAAAACGAAGGAUGUGGUCCAUGAGUUCACCGCGAAAAGUGAUUGUUUUGUCACCCUGGAGGACACCGUGUUGGGAGCGGUGGCGGAUGGUCUGAUCUGGUGUGGAAAGGAGGGCAGCAGUGAAACAUUCACUACCGACUGCCCAGGAUGGAGAGACUGUGUGAACAACCCUGUUCGCUCAUUUUGGAACAGAGUCUCAGCUGCUUUUGCAGAUGCUGCCUGUGGCAAUGUCACAGCAAUGCUAAAUGGAUCCAUCGAAACCCCAUUCAGUUCUCAAAGUAUUUUUGGGAGCAUCGAGUUGCUGAGGUUCAACUCCACCAGGAUGGAAAGCCUGAAUAUUGUAAUGGUCACACAGAAGAACCCUGUGGCAAACUGCACAAAUGAGUCUCUAAACAUUUUACAGAGAAAGCUGGACAAAGGAAUUCAAUAUUACUGCAACGACGUGUCUGAAGCUCAGCUCGAGGAGUGCAGCAACAAUUCACAGACAACCUGUGGAGCAUGUUGGUGAAGAUGUGUGAACUAAACAAGACUAACAAUAACCUGCUAUAAAAUAUAUUUUUAUAGAGUUCAGUACUGUCUUUGUUAAUGAACUAAUUCUCUAAGUUCUGUUAUACUGUAUAUUGGAAAUUGUAAUUUUUCUUGUAACUGUGGGCCAGUUUGACUUUUUUUAUAUAAAUGUCAUUGAUACAUUAUUACAAUAUGACAAUGCACCUUUGUAUCUUUAAUUGAAAAGGUUCUGGGUGUGAUGGGGAAGCUUUUUAUCAAAUGUUAAAGAGUUGAGGCAAUGAGUGAAAUAUAAGUGCUGCUAUCUAAUUACAUUCAAUUGACAAUCUCACUCAUACCUGGUGGGAGAAUUUGAUUUUUAUUUUUGAAAUAAAAUGUUCAACUAUGAGCUUGU
Molecule: messenger RNA, 1294 nt
Organism: Morone saxatilis (striped sea-bass)
Lineage: Eukaryota; Metazoa; Chordata; Actinopteri; Moronidae
Product: ADP-ribosyl cyclase/cyclic ADP-ribose hydrolase 1-like
Exons: 8
Coding region: 77-904 (275 amino acids)
Biological process (GO): positive regulation of B cell proliferation
Cellular component (GO): plasma membrane
Molecular function (GO): NAD+ nucleosidase activity; phosphorus-oxygen lyase activity
Source: RefSeq, a predicted model, not a curated record